Molecule: messenger RNA, 524 nt
Organism: Leptidea sinapis
Lineage: Eukaryota; Metazoa; Arthropoda; Insecta; Lepidoptera; Pieridae
Gene: ND-13A
Product: NADH dehydrogenase [ubiquinone] iron-sulfur protein 6, mitochondrial
Exons: 3
Coding region: 97-459 (120 amino acids)
Biological process (GO): mitochondrial electron transport, NADH to ubiquinone
Source: RefSeq, a predicted model, not a curated record
GUAUUAUUUGGAUUUUGAUUUUAGGGUUUUGGCCUUUUGGGUAUUAUCUAACAUUAAACUUUGAGGUUUGCGCCUCGAGAGUCACUAAAAAUUAAAAUGAAUUCUGUUUUGGCGAGAUCUAUUAAUCUUCCUAGUAAAUAUGGUGCCGCUAGCCGUAUUACUACAGUUCGAUGCCUAGCUAGUAAAAUAGAAGAUAUUCAAACUCACACAGGUCAAAAAUGGAACUCCGAUGACUAUCGCCUCGUACGAUUCACAAAUGCACCUAAGCAAGUAAAUCAGAAUUGGGCAGUAAAUUUAAUUGCUGCAGUACCACCUAAAGAAGUUACCGAGAGAAUUGUGUGGUGUGAUGGUGGAAGUGGACCAGAAGGUCAUCCGCGUGUCUACAUAAAUCUGGACAAACCGGGUGAUCAUUCUUGUGGAUAUUGUGGAUUAAGAUUUAUUAAGAAAGAGCAUCAUUGACCACCUGUUGCUGUAAUAAGUGCUCUGAUAGAUUAUUAUAUCAUAGUAAUAUAGUAUGUAGUUUG